AAACAACAUGAAGUUAAGGCCCUGAAAUCGUUAUCUAUCUUCUUAGCAAUGUUUGCAACACGUCAUGCUCUAUCAACUGAGCUACGAAGGAGCACGUCGACUUCACUAGAAUGAUGACAAGCAAUUUUAAUGGAUUCUAAAGGGAAUCAUAGAAUUCCAAACUCAUUUCUAUGGCAACACAGUUGUCAAUUUGGUAAACAAUCAUUUUCGAAAGUGUGCUGCCAAGAGACAUCUAACCGACCGUGCGAAAACAACAACUUCCGUUUGCUGCUGACAACAAACUGUUUGAUUUUUGAGACCUGAGAACAAUCGACUGGAAAAUGGCUGGGUGUUUUUCAAGACUGGCGGAGAGACUGCGUGGACGUUAUUUUACUACAUUUAACAAUGUCAUUAUAAUUUGCUAAAUGUUGUGUAUUUCUAUCAUUCAGACUUGGCAAAAAUGCUUGUGCUAGAGAUGUUGUAGCUAGCUAGUUUGCUUGCUAACAUUAACUUUAGUAACUGUUGCUAAGCGAUCAACUUUUGCUGCCUAGCUAGCUAGUAUUAGCAAUCUUGCUACGUUUUAUGUCCUAACAAUAGUUUCUUUUAUAUUCCAAUGUCCCUCAUUUUAGAAACAACUGUCCUGGAUGAGGUCCAGUUGGAUGUGCCAUUGGAUGAUGUGCCAGAUGUUCUACAGCUGCCAGUCCUCCUUGAUGUCCAGAAUGCUGCUAUCAUCCUUGAGGAUGUGCCAGAUGUGCAGACUAUCCUUGAGGAGGCCACUGGCAAUUGGCAGUUGAUUCCGAUUAGGUUCAGCCCCCUGUACUGUGGGUCUGUUGUGAUCAGGAACAAUGUCGGUCCGGUGGUUAAAGCUUGGAGAACUUUCCAGUUCAUCAGCCCCAUCAUCACCUACAUGUGUGGGGGAUCCCAGCAGGUGGUGGUGAGGAUGCACCACAUGAGUAGGGUGAGAGGCCUGGAGGCUCAACUGGUGUGGGCCAUCUCCAAGGAGACAGCCAGGCUUAGUCCAGAGGGCAUCCCCUACUGUGCCACCAAAAUGCAGUCCAUCACUUGGAUCCAGCGUGUGGCUGGCAGGGUGACCCACUAUGCGUCUCACCUCCGCCACGAGACGUCUGUGGACGUGACGCUUGGCUGCUUCCAGCAGACUGAUGUUUCAGUGGUGUACGCUGGACGGACUUCUCUCUUCAGCGUGAUCGGAGGCUGCCUCCUUCUCUACGCCCACCACUCAGCAGUUCACUGACCCAGAGCCUGAGGGCCACAACUGCUAUGAGGUCAGACGUUACACACACAUACUAUUGACCAGGAUCAAUAAGAUCCUUCCAUUGACCGAUUGUUUGUUAUGUCAUUGCACUGGUCACUGAUUUUGAAUGCUUGUUUUGUUGUCGCAGGGCUGGGAGGAGGACCUUCUGCCUAAGGAGAGGGAGGUUACUCUGCUAAUGUGAGUUCCUCUAAAUGUCUGUAGUCUGGGCUUGUCAGAUGCUGAAGGAUUGUGGUC
Molecule: messenger RNA, 1486 nt
Organism: Oncorhynchus gorbuscha (pink salmon)
Lineage: Eukaryota; Metazoa; Chordata; Actinopteri; Salmoniformes; Salmonidae
Exons: 6
Coding region: 593-1231 (212 amino acids)
Source: RefSeq, a predicted model, not a curated record